This is a messenger RNA of Herpailurus yagouaroundi (jaguarundi), 1119 nucleotides long. RefSeq names its product butyrophilin-like protein 1. Gene Ontology annotation, cellular component: external side of plasma membrane. Gene Ontology annotation, biological process: regulation of cytokine production; T cell receptor signaling pathway. Lineage: Eukaryota; Metazoa; Chordata; Mammalia; Carnivora; Felidae. The transcript is spliced from 4 exons. The record is from RefSeq and is a predicted model, not a curated record. The coding region runs from base 1 to 756 and encodes 251 amino acids. Gene Ontology annotation, molecular function: signaling receptor binding.
AUGUCAGAGCUCAGUGCUCAGAGGCGAGGGCUGCCCUACAUGAUGGGAGAGGGCUUGAGGGGACGAGUAGGGAGUGAGAGAUGGGAUGGGUUGGAAACCUGCUGCUCCCAGCCCCUACAGCCACACCUUUGGAUGCUGACCACAAGAACAACCAGGUACCAAUUGUCUCUGGAGCUGGGCCUUGUAGUUGCGCUGAGGAGAUCAGGAGUUUCCAGGAAGCCCCUGGCUCAAUCUGGAUGUGAGAAAGAAAUGUGUGGUGAUGUGGAGAAGAUGGUGGGCUCUCCUGGCUAUUGUGCUGGCUUCCUCCUUCCUGUCCUCCUUCUCCAGGUGUCUACAUGGUACUCAACAGUGUCCGGGUUUUCUGUAAAGGGACCGGUUGAGCCAACCGUGGUUCUGCUAGGGACAGAUGCCACUCUGCCUUGCCAGCUGUCCCCUGAGCAAAGUGCAACCCACAUGCACAUCCGGUGGUACCGAGCCCAACUCUCCCCUGCUGUGCUUGUGUACCAGAAUGGACAGGAACAAAGUGGGGAGCAAAUGCUGGAAUACCGUGGCAGGACAGAGUUGGUGAGGGACUCCAUCAGCAAAGGGGGUGUGGCCCUGCUGAUCCAACAUGUCCGUGCUUCUGAUCAUGGCCAGUACCGGUGUCAUUUUAAGGAUGGUCACAGUUCCCAAGAAGCCGUUGUGGAGCUGCAUGUUAUAGGUAUGUCAACUUGGCACAGAAGUGUGCUUCAUGGUGUAAAGCAAAGAGAAAAAUGAGGACAUUUGGAUUCCUAACGUGGCAUUUCUUAUGAUCUUCCAUAUAUUGAUAUUGAUAUGCUAAUUUACCUUGCAAGAUAUCAGUUUCCUAAACUAUAUAGUGAGGAUAUGACUACAUACUCUAUUCACUUUUAAACACCAAAAAGGGCAAUAUUUUUAGGGUUGUUUUGGUAUCCUAAAAGGCUCCAGAAAAUAAACUAAUAUUAAUUCAGAUUGGUACUGACACCCUCAGACAUUAGUAGAAUUUUAUACAUUCAGUAGGAAAAGACAAUUUAUAGAAUUAAACUCCUUCUAUAGCUUUAAUUGUACCUGUUUUUUCCUAUCCGUGAAAUGACCCCAAAGCUUUCUUAGUCCAAAUAUAGU